Messenger RNA from Schistocerca gregaria, 2221 nucleotides. It is a transcript of the gene alka, whose product is annotated as glycine receptor subunit alpha-3. Gene Ontology annotation, molecular function: transmembrane signaling receptor activity; extracellular ligand-gated monoatomic ion channel activity; neurotransmitter receptor activity. Bases 256 to 1338 code for a protein of 360 amino acids. Lineage: Eukaryota; Metazoa; Arthropoda; Insecta; Orthoptera; Acrididae. The record is from RefSeq and is a predicted model, not a curated record. The transcript has 10 exons. Gene Ontology annotation, cellular component: synapse; membrane; neuron projection. Gene Ontology annotation, biological process: regulation of membrane potential; chemical synaptic transmission; nervous system process.
AGUAUGCGCUACUCCUGGUUGGAGGUGCCUCUGGUCCUGUGUGUGUGCGCGCAAUGUGUGCGUCUGCCAUUCAGGAUUGCCGACUGUACACUUUAUAGCGACUAUACCUUCGCAAUGUGUUCAGCUGGCAACGAUAAUUCACCUCCACUUCAGGCAAAUCACAACUUGUGAGGAAAUACGUGGCGAGGAGUGGUCCGCUGGCCGGUGUGCGCUGGCUGGUGGCUGCGGCAGGAUGCAGAUGCGGGCCGCGCCGCUAUGACCGCCUCCUGCACGGCGCUCGCCAUCUUGCUGUUCGCGCUGCUCGCCAUGUGUGUGAGGUGCACGGGUGGUGUGAAGAACUACACUAUCAAGCCGAGGGUCGUCCUGCCGGAGGACUACGUCAAAGAGAUCCGUCCGCCUUCACGCAAAGGCCAACCUGUCAGUGUGGAAUUCAGCAUUUACGUAGUAGAUAUCAACUCUAUAAACGUCGAAGACAUGGAUUUUCGAGUGGACAUGUUCGUCCGCCAGAAGUGGACGGAGUCGAGGCUGGACAUGCCGAACGCGCUGUUCGAGGAGGGCGACGACUACGUGACGCUGCCGCCCGAGUUCGUGGACAACCUGUGGCAGCCCGACCCCUACAUCCUCAACGCCAAGGUGUCUGAGAUCGCGAAGCUGACGCACGAGUUCUCGUCGGUGACGCUGUUCCGCAACAAGACGGUGCGGUACGCGGCGCGCAUGCACGCCAUCAUCGCCUGCCAGAUGGAGUUCCAGCUCUACCCCAUGGACAUCCAGGUCUGCCCCAUGUACAUCGAGAGUUUCUCGUACAACAUGCAGAAGCUGCGACUACGCUGGGCAGACUCGGACCCCAUCAUGCUCAACCCCGAGCUGAAGCUGCUGCAGUACAACGUGGGCCAGCCGCUGCAGAUCGAGGAGACUGACGGAUACGUUCCCGAGAGGGAAGCGAACUUCUCGCGGCUGGUGCUGUACUUCCGGUUCGAGCGGCAGAUCGGGCACCAUCUCAUCCAGACGUUCGCGCCCAGCUCGCUGGUGGUGAUGCUGUCGUGGUUCAGCUUCUGGAUCGGCCUGGACGCCAUCCCGGGCCGUGUCACGCUGCUCGUCACCUCCAUGCUGACUCUCGUCACCAUGUUCACCGGCCUCAAGUCCGACAUCCCGCCCGUCGCCUACGUCAAGGCGCUGGACCUCUGGAUGGCCGGCUGCAUGGUGUUCGUUUUCGCGGCCCUGGGCGAGUUCGUCGUGGUGAAGGUGUUGGAGGUCCGCUACCAGCGAGAGAAGUCCCACCGCGGCGUCAACCUGCCACGCCUGCUGCCCAUGGGUGAAGGAGGAGAUUCAACAGAGUAGCAGCCUCCCAGUGCUGAAGUCCUACCAUCACGUGAGCCAAUGAAAGCAAAGCCCAGCAGCGUCAGUGCAGAGGCCGGGGUUGAUAUGGGCUUCAUCUAACACCAAAGGUAGCAGCCGAAGAAGAAGAGACUUCACCGCCCCCCCCACCCACCCCCCACCCUCUCUCUCUCUCUCUCUCUCUCUCUCUCUCUCUCUCUCUCUCUCUCUCUCAGUGAGGAGAGUGUUGUGUCCCAAGUUACUACCCCUGCUGGGAUGGCUUCCUCUCCCCUGUAGUGAUGUUUCACACAGCUUGCAUCAAGCAACGACAGGAGCCGUAUGAGCUGCAGCGGUUGUUCGCAGAUGCCGCCCACGUAGCUGAACUACUUUGACAUCAUUCCGCUUGGACGUGCAAACAGCCAAGGAACACAUGAUCUGCUGUAGCAGCAAUCAAUUUCAUGGAUUCAGUGUAGCAAUCCAUGUGGCAAUAUAAUCCGUGAUCCAGCAGACUGAAGGACUGUCUUCAGCGAGCAGUCUUCAGUGAGUUUUGUCUACUGUGAACAGUCACCUGCCUUUGACAAAUUCCUUCAGCAGAGUUAGUUUGAAGUUAGCAACUGCCUUAUCGAAAUACUCUGUGCCGUAAACAGCCUGCAAGAAUUGGAACUGCCACAGUCCAUAGUGCAUCAGUGUGGCUACGGACUUACGUCUCUGCACAGGUGUUUACUAAUAAAAGUAACUACCACUGAUGGAAGUCAGUUCUGUCUCUACAGAUUAAUGAUGUAACUUAAGAGCUGGGUGUUGAGACAUUUCAGUUACAAAAAAUAAAUGCCAUUUUGCCUGGACUAAUUUACUUUGUAUAUCAGUUACAGAACUCUGAUAUUGGUGCAGUUGUUGAAAUUCAACCACA